AUGCUAAUCAAGACACCCCGCCAGUUAUCCGAUCUUAGUGAUCUCCUCAAUUACACGAGUAUCAUGGGUUUUGAUUACGGUCUCAAGGAUAGAUAUGACGUCACGGCGGACUGGACACCAGCAGGGAUGAAGUUAUUGAAGAACGAUAAAGUGAUACAAAGAUUUGAUGAUGAUAAGCGCUUUGGAGUAGACGAAAUGAUGAUAAUGACACUAUACGAGAACUACCUGGGAUUAGACGGCCAAAUGGAGUCGAAUUGUGUAAAAGAGCGAGAAGAUAAGUUGACGAGACUGAACUACUGGAAUCUCAACCAACCAGACGGUGUCUAUCAGGACUGCAAAUCCAACUGGCUUCGACAUUCACUUUGUGUUUUUGGAGUGGAGUAUCUCAAGGAAAUUUCAGAGAGUCCUAUGGUUUUAGCGAACAAAGUGGUAGAGGACUUUGAUUUCGGUACGGUUCUAUGUGUGAGGGAGAUGAUGAAAAAUGGGAAAACUGGGAAGAAUCCGGAUACUGAUUGGUUGGCUUCAAAUUUUCCACAGUUUAGGGAGAUGCAGAUGAAAGCGAAUGAGACUUUUGUUAGAGGGAGCUUUGAGUGUUAA
Caenorhabditis remanei is the source of this 597-nucleotide messenger RNA. RefSeq lists its product as uncharacterized. The transcript has 5 exons. The coding region runs from base 1 to 597 and encodes 198 amino acids. The record is from RefSeq and is a predicted model, not a curated record. NCBI's taxonomy places the organism in Eukaryota, Metazoa, Nematoda, Chromadorea, Rhabditida, Rhabditidae.